AUUGCAGUAUUAUUUUCUCAGCUAAAAGUAAAAUCUUCUGUUUCUCAAAAAAAAAGAAGUAAAAUCUUCUCCUAGGGUUUGGGGCUCUUUCUCUCUCUGUGUUUUUUGGGACAAAAUGGGUGGGUCAGUGAAGGACGUGCAAUCCAAGGCGGAGCUUGAUAGAGUGGUGGCGAGUGGCGCAGCGGUUAGUGUACACUUCUGGGCGUCUUGGUGCGAAGCUUCAAAGCCCAUGGACGAUGUCUUUUCCCACCUCGCCACUGAUUUCCCUCAUGCCCACUUUCUCAGGGUUGAAGCUGAAGAGCAACCUGAGAUAUCUGAAGCUUAUGCAGUUUCUGCUGUGCCUUACUUCGUUUUCUUCAAGGAUGGUAAGUCUGUAGAUACAUUGGAGGGUGCAAAUCCAUCUAGUUUGGCCAACAAAGUUGCUAAAGUUUCUGGGUCUGUUAACCCUGGAGAACCUGCUGCGCCUGCCAGCCUUGGGAUGGCUGCAGGACCUACCGUCCUUGAAACAGUCAAAGAGUUUGCUAAAGAUUAUGAUUCUUCAGAACUUAAAAAUCAAGUGCAAUCUGGUGAUGCAUUGAAAAAGCGACUCCAGCAACUAAUUGACUCUCACCCAGUCAUCCUAUUCAUGAAAGGAAACCCUGAAGAGCCAAGAUGUGGGUUUAGCCAAAAAGUUGUUGAUAUUUUGAAGAAGGAAAAAGUUAAAUUUGGAAGCUUUGAUAUCCUAGCUGACAAUGAGGUUCGUGAAGGGUUGAAAAAAUUCUCUAACUGGCCAACGUAUCCUCAGCUCUAUUGCAAAGGAGAGCUUCUUGGCGGGUCCGAUAUAGUAAUUGCAAUGCAUGAGAGUGGUGAAUUACAACAAGUUUUCAAGGAUCAUGGGAUUGACACUAAUGAUUCUAAUGAGGCAAUAGUAAGUGAACCUGGAAGUGGAAAGGGUGGCAUCUCUGAAUCCACUGGUGUAAGUUCUACCCUAACGUCUCGGAUUGCAAGCCUGAUCAAUUCAAGCCCAGUUAUGCUGUUUAUGAAGGGAAAACCAGAUGAACCCAAGUGCGGUUUCAGUCGCAAGGUAGUUGAAAUCCUUCAACAAGAAAAGGUGGAGUUUGGGAGUUUUGAUAUUCUUUCCGAUGAAGAAAUCCGUCAAGGGCUGAAAGUUUAUUCAAAUUGGUCUAGUUACCCUCAACUAUAUAUAGGGACUGAACUCAUUGGUGGAUCAGACAUUGUGUUGGAAAUGCAGAAAAGUGGGGAAUUGAAGAAGGUGUUAGCUGAGAAAGGUAUUGGUCAAAAGGAGUCUUUUGAAGAUCGUUUAAGGAAAUUAGUCAGUUCUUCACCUGUGAUGCUCUUUAUGAAGGGUACCCCGGAUGCUCCUAGGUGUGGAUUCAGUUCCAAAGUUGUAAAUGCCCUACAGGAGGAUGGUGUAAGUUUUGGGUCCUUUGAUAUAUUAAAUGAUGAGGAAGUGAGACAGGGGUUAAAGGUAUUCUCCAAUUGGCCAACUUUUCCUCAGCUUUACUAUAAAGGUGAGCUAAUAGGUGGAUGUGACAUUGUAAUGGAGCUGCGCAACAAUGGAGAGCUAAAAUCUACUCUAUCUGAGUAGGGUUGUGAUUUUAUCGAAUAAUUCAGGACAUCUUUUUGAAGCCAAUUUACAUGUGUCAGAAGCGUGUCUAUUGACAUUAUUGAUGUUUUAAAUGUUUUGUUUUAUAUACAAAAAUGAUUUAUGUUA
Quercus robur (English oak) is the source of this 1714-nucleotide messenger RNA. Its product is annotated as monothiol glutaredoxin-S17. The transcript is spliced from 3 exons. Bases 116 to 1588 code for a protein of 490 amino acids. The record is from RefSeq and is a predicted model, not a curated record. NCBI's taxonomy places the organism in Eukaryota, Viridiplantae, Streptophyta, Magnoliopsida, Fagales, Fagaceae.